AUGGUUGAGCUGAAGAAGGACUCCGGGUUGUCUUGGGAGGUGGAGCUCUCAUGGGAGGAUGUCCUUCUAGGCUGCAAUGACCUGCCCCAGCUAAGUCUUACCGAGCAGGUCGGGUUCCUUCGACUGACUUCUGUUGACAAGAAGUAUGAUGUCGAAAGGUGUAUGUUUGUGUCCACCCUUCAGGAUUGCAGGGCUGCCGCUUCUAACGUUAAGAUGGACCAAAUCAAGCCCCCAAAGAACUUUACCCUAUCUCGGGAGAGUAUGAAUGCUGCCUUAGAUGUCCUCCGAGCUGGGCGGUCCGUGUCGGAAGCCACUCAGGAGGUGGCCCAGGUCUCUGCUGCGAGGACGGAGAGGGCUCCCAGGGUUACUGACAGGUCGGUUGAAGAUCCUAGGCAUGUGAGGACGGAUGUUGCCUCAUCUUUGGAGGAUGUCCCUAAAGAGAGAGCCCAAGUCACUCCGGUUGAUAGGAGAGCCUCAAGCGGUGAAAUGGAGGUUUUAGGAGCUUCCGUGGAGAUUGCCCCCGCAGCUGAGGACGUUCUUAUGGAGGGGGUCGAGUCCGAGCUAAAGGAUAGCAUUCCUCCCCGAGAGGAGUCCUCAGUUGCCCCUGAGGGUGCUGUCGAGGAGGCCACGAACAAGCGUCCUCCCCCUUCUGAAGCGCCUGCCCCGGCUCCUGUCCCCAAGAGUUCUCGGGCCUCCAGAAGACCAGCUCCUGCCCUGCCUCCUCUAGAAAAGGAAAAAACUCCUGUGGUGCCUCUGCUCUCUGCUACUGACAACGAGAUUCUGAACGCAGAGGACAUCACUCACCAAUCUCCAGCAAGCGUUGUCGCGGAGAUCCUAAGGAAGCGGAUGUUUGGCGGGCUACAGAGGCUUCGGACCCUCGUGAUGGGCCUUUUCAUGGAGGUGGAUGCUCGUGACCACUCUCUCCGGGAGUUUGUAGAUCGCCGGAUUGAGGAGGCACGCCUAGAGGAGAACUUGUCUGCCACCAGUGAUGCCAGGGGCAAUCUUGCAAUGGCCCACGAGCAUUCGAAGUCCUUACAGGUGAAACUAUCAUAUACCCUGGACGCUCUCAAGAGAGCUGAUGAAAAGGCAGCUGCGGUAGAAAUUCGCUGUGAUGAAGCUUUGAAACAACUGUCUUCCCUGGAAGAGGUUCGGCGGGAGAGGGACGAGGCUGUGAGCCAAAAGAACAAGGUCUGGCACCAAUACAAGGCCUUAAAGGCAGAUUCUGAGGCAGCCCAGACUCAUUAUGAUGCCGUGAUAGCCCAAAGGGAGGAAGCCUUGGCUCGAAUAGUGGUCCUCGAGCAAGAGCUGAUUAAGCAUGCAAAUAGUGAGAAAGACCUGGCCCUGGCAGCAGAGGCAUCUAGACUUCAAAACCAGCAUCUCUGCCAGGAGGUCGAGGCUCUUAAGAGGAGGUGUUCAGCCCUGCUCGAGGAUGCCAAGCACGCUGAAGAUAGAGUCCAAUUAGAGUGUGAGGAGCGCCUAAGGGAGUACAAGGAGUCGGCAGAGCUGAAAAAGGAGAUUGAGCAGGCCUGUGAAGCUCUUCUCCAAAGUUACAAGGACUCUUCUGAGUUAAAGGCGAAGAUAGCUGAGGCCUACGAGGCGCGACUUGCAAAAUUCAAAGCCUCUGACGAGAUGAAAAAUGCAAUCUGGCAUAAGGGCUUCCGCAUGUUCGUCUCCAGUUUCAAUCGGGGCUUGAGGGAAGCCAGGCAUGCCCUUUCCACCCCGCUAGCGCAACUCCGAGCUCUUGAGAUAGACUCUGAUGGCGAGGAGGUGCAUUAUGGGGAGGAUGACAGACCCUUUCCCAAAGGAGUUCCUCACAUUGCAACUGAGUCUCUUGAAGAGGGUACCGAGCUUAAGGAGGGAGAUGGGCAGGAGACCGCUGGGCCUGAAGAGGAAGGUGUCGAGUCUCUGAGGGAAUAUGCUGGACCUCAAGAGGGAGGUGCUGGGAGUGAGAUAGUGCCCUAUGUGGGCCCUGGGGCCCAGAGCAAAAUACUGGCCCUCCCCAGACUAGUAGUGUAA
Messenger RNA from Manihot esculenta (cassava), 2016 nucleotides. RefSeq lists its product as uncharacterized. The record is from RefSeq and is a predicted model, not a curated record. The transcript has 4 exons. The coding region runs from base 1 to 2016 and encodes 671 amino acids. Lineage: Eukaryota; Viridiplantae; Streptophyta; Magnoliopsida; Malpighiales; Euphorbiaceae.